AUGGCCUCGCAGACUCCGAUGGAAGACGCGCUGAGGCAAAAGAUCACCGAAGCGCUUGCGCCAACAUCUCUCGAAGUCUUUAAUGACUCGCAUAAGCAUGCACAUCACAAGGCCAUGAAAGGCAGCACUUCACAAGAAACGCAUUUCAGAGUUAACAUUGCUUCCGACGCCUUCAAGUCGAAGAUGCAGCCGGCCCGCCACCGCAUGGUGUAUACACUUCUCAAGGAUGAGAUGGCUGCUGAAGGCGGGAUUCAUGCCCUGCAAUUGCGCACACGGACGGUUGAAGAAGAGGAAAAAGCAAAGGCGAAGGAGAGCGCAGUAUCAUCUUGA
Molecule: messenger RNA, 330 nt
Organism: Ramularia collo-cygni
Lineage: Eukaryota; Fungi; Ascomycota; Dothideomycetes; Mycosphaerellales; Mycosphaerellaceae
Product: probable Putative DNA repair protein
Exons: 3
Coding region: 1-330 (109 amino acids)
Source: RefSeq, a predicted model, not a curated record